Thunnus maccoyii (southern bluefin tuna) is the source of this 2988-nucleotide messenger RNA. It is a transcript of the gene gpr171, whose product is annotated as G protein-coupled receptor 171. Lineage: Eukaryota; Metazoa; Chordata; Actinopteri; Scombriformes; Scombridae. Bases 1500 to 2549 code for a protein of 349 amino acids. Gene Ontology annotation, cellular component: membrane. Gene Ontology annotation, biological process: G protein-coupled receptor signaling pathway. The record is from RefSeq and is a predicted model, not a curated record. Gene Ontology annotation, molecular function: G protein-coupled purinergic nucleotide receptor activity. The transcript has 6 exons.
GUAGCCUGUACCAGUCUACAGGCUGUUGGUUGACUGGUUUUCAGUGCUGGUUUGGUACGGAAUGAGUUUCCAGAAUUUACUGCUGGACCUCUUUUUAUUUCUAUUCUAUUUCUUACGGUUUUAAUCUAAACUAUGAUCUUUCCCGAACCCUAACCAAGUGUUUUUGGGUUUUUUUUUUGCCUAAACUGAACCACUUUAAGCUAAACCAUGGGAAGGAUCGGUGUAUCACCUGCGAGCAAAAACCUUCCUCCAUUUAAAACAAUUUUAAUUUGAUCUUGUGCAAUCAAUACCAAUGCGCAUGCGUGAUGAUUCCGUACCAACAAUGUAGAGACUAUUGACAUAGAGGAGCCACUUCUAAUAAAUAAACCUGUUUGUGAUUCUGAUAGGAGUCAGGUGCAGACAGGGGACAGGCAGACACUUUAAUACAGGGAUAAACUCGGAAAAAGGACUGAAAAAGUAUCGUAUUAUUAAGUCAGCAGCGGUGCAGGAGCUGCUGUAGCUCACAGGAGGAAACUCUGCCUCCACUUUGUCAUUUUCACCAUUUUCUGGUGCCACUGAUUCAGUCAUUUAACGUUGAAAUGACGCAUUUUCAUCACGCUGUCAGUGUGCUAAAGCUAACUGAGUAACAGUUUAAUGGUAAUAAUAAUAAUAACAAUAACUUUGUCAUUACACUGAUAAUGACUUAUUUAUCUAAUUAUAUAUUUUAAUCAUAAACAUUAUGACUCUAGAUAUGAUUAUCUAUUUUUUCAGUGUUUACUUGUCCAUCCACCUACCUUUGUAGAUAUUUUGAUUUAACACAGCUACAUUUGUGUAUGUAAGUAUGAGUGUGUGUAUUAUUAUGUGUUACUUUUCCAUGUGGAUGUAUGUGUGUGUGUGUGUGUGUGUGUGUGUGUGUGUGUUUGUAUUGUAUAUGUUAAUACGUUACAUGACACAUUAAUCCCAUGGUGUGUCUAGACUGGCAGCCUGGGAGCUUUGGCCCAGAUACAUGAAGGUACAUGCAUGUAUGUCCGUAUAUGCUAUAUGUUGUAUAUAUUAUGUCCUUUUAGUCCUCCAUGGGUCUAAUUUACAUAAUCUACCUGGUUUCACAGAUGUGGUUGAAACUCAAAUGGGAAAGCACAACAGGGACUUUUAGUUCCUGGGUUUAGUUCCCCUGGUAACAUAUUUCCUUAGAAGAUUAAAUAGUCAUGACUAACUAAGCAAGAAUCAAAGUGAAAGUCUGGAAAAUGUUAGUUAUUGUUUAUUAAGAGGUUAACAUUCAUAAAUUCAGCUAUGACUGUGGAGAUUUCACAAUAACCCAACAAACUGUCAUCAGAUGUUGAUUUCGGUAUUUCUAAACCCUCAUUGUCAGACACAGAGUUAUGUGAAAUCACCAAAACUCCACAGAAGAAAAUCUUACGGUAAACUGUACGACUGCGAACCAGACGCAACCAGACGCCAGACAUCAAAACCGCAAUCACAGCACCUGCUGACGACUCAGACUUCCCUCCACACUGCAGACGAUGACGCCUCCUCCUCCUCCUCCUCUCGCCAACUCCAGCGCUGCAGGAGCCGAGGAGGGGAAGCAAUGCAUCGUCAACGACCAGAUGGCACCCUUCACCGUCCUCUACAUCCUCAUCUUCAUCAUCAGUCUGCCUGGAAACCUGCUGUCUGUGUGGGCAUUCAUCCGCAGCCCCAGAGCAAAGCAGAGCAGCAGCGUCUAUCUGGUCAACCUGCUGGUGGCCGACCUCCUGCUGCUGCUGGCUCUGCCCUUUAAGAUCCUGAAGGACCUCGGAGCGGCGCCGUGGAGCCUCAUGGUGUUCCACUGCCAGGCCAGUGCCGUCACCAUCUACAUCAGCCUCUACGCGUCCAUCGCCUUCCUCGCCUUCAUCAUUACAGACCGCUAUCUGCAGGACAGCAACACUCUGCGCUCUCUGCGGCUGCAGGAAGUAGGUUUCGCCCGGCUGCUGUCGCUGGUCGUCUGGGUGCUGCUGCUUCUCCUCAUGGUGCCCAACAUGGCUCUGCCCAUCCAGCAAGUACAGGUGCGACAGUAUCUCAGCUGUUCUUCUCUGAAGAAAGACAUCAGCCUCCACUGGCACGCCCUCACCGUCUUCCUCUGCACAGCUUUGUUCCUGAACGCCUCGGCCGCCGUGCUGAUCUCCAGCGGUCUGGCUCUCAAGAGGCUGCUGCGUAGCCGCGGUGACCCUAAGCUCUGGGUCAACGCCCGGCGGGCGACGGGGAGCGUGACGGCCAUGGCUCUGGCCUUCUUACUCUGCUUCGUGCCCUACCACGUGGUCCGCACGCCGUACACGUUGGCCCAAACCAAAGUCAUCACAGACUGUCAGACCAAGAGGCAGCUGUUUCUGGGGAAGGAGUCGACGCUGCUGCUGACGGUGCUGCACCUCUGCUUCGACCCCCUGCUCUUCUUCUACCUCUACUCGCCUUUCAGACAGACGGUCAGCGAGGCGCUCUGCUGCAUCACAACCCCGGCAGCCGGUGAUCCUGAGGAGCAGCAGGCUGCAGAGGAGAUGAUGCAAACUACCACUGCUGCACUGCAGGAGGAAGGAGGCUGAUCACAGACAUACAGAUAGGUGAAGCUUGGAUUCACACAUAUAUAUUUUUCUAUGUCAAAGAACAAUCCUUAAAGAGGAAUGUUGCAGAAAUAUACUAAAAAAAACUUCAAGGAACUCUUGAGAUGGUUCAGCAUGUGACUGGAAGCAGGCUGAAACUCAAUGAUUCAAUAACUGAAUACACUUGAUUUAGCCUAAAUCACUUUCACUAUUACUUCACAGUUUAUUCAUUGUGUAGGUGCAUGUAUGAUCCUGGUUUUCAAGUGUCAUGGUGUGAUGUAAGUUCCUUAAAAUCUUCGUCAUCUUCAUCAGUUGGCAGGUCUGUUAAUACAGCGAUUAACACAAAACACAAGUCCUUGAAGUUAUUAAUGUUUUCUCAUACUGUUAAAGUGAACCUAUGUUAAUGUAUCACUCAAAUUCUGUAUGUAACCCCCCCCCCCCC